AAUUAUUUUCCUCUUUUUGGGAAAGAAAUUUAAUUUUUUUUUUAGUUAUGAAGCAAAAGUUUGAUAUUUUAGACUCGUGUUAUUUAAAAUAUUAGAUAAUAUUUCGUUACGAUACGAGAAAAUGAUUAACUUCUAUUUUAAUAAAGACCUUAGUAAUGAACGGCCUAAAAUCCCAGACUACUCUGAAUAUUCCCUUUGAGAUUUAAAGCGCUGUAGCCAAAAAGUUCUUGCUCGAGUUUGCUUGGAACAUUUAGGGAUCAGUCCGAAGUAGUAUUCAUCGCAAUCCGCUUCCAUUUCUACUACUACGUACACAAGAGCCUUUGUGGUAUUAAUUGUCGUAUAUAACAAUGAAACGAGCGAGUAGGCUCUAACGCAGUUUUUUUUUAGAGGAAGAAUAUAAGGAAAAACGAAUAGCAAAUUUUUAACUCCCUUUUCAGAGAAAUUGCGGAUAUAUGCAUUUCCGAUUUCGCCUUUAAAACUAUUUAAAAAAAACGCGUUUUACGAAUAGUUAAUUUUGCAUAUUGUUAUACAUGGCCAUGCCGUUUCGAAUCUGCAAUGAAAUGAAAUUUAUUUAGCAUUUAUAACUGAUACUGUGCUGUUCCCUCUAUAUUGAUCUACUAAUUUAUGAUCACAAAUGUGCCGCAGGAUAAACCAAAUUUAGCACUUUGCGGCCCACGUCAAAUUACAUUCUAUUGCAAAGCUGCAUUUUGGAAUCUGCGAGAGUCGUGAUAUAUUAUGUAUCGCCGCUCGUAUUCGCCUAUUUUCACACGAUACGCUGCAUCCAUGAUGAUCCAUCCAUCAAUCCGUCAUUUGGACGCUAUGCAAUACGAGAGAUAAUGAUGCGCUUUAAAUAAAUUAUAAUUAUAACCACGAAAAUUUAAUAACGUGAAUAAGGAAACAACCAUGUGAAAACAAAGCAGAAGUCCCACGGUCACGUGCAUCGGAAAAAUUUAUUGUUUAAGAAAAAAAAAAAUACGAGAGGUUCCUAAUUUUUCAUCGAGCAUCGUUACUUUUACGGUUAUUAAUUUUCACAUCAUGUAUAACGCUGUGUAUAUAUCUGACGGAUAUAUGAAUUAACGUUUCCCUUGAAAACAUUCAGUAGGUCACCAUGUCGGUGUUGAAGUGGGAGGAACCUCCUGAAGUCUUUAGGGAGGCUAUCCUUUAUCGCGAAUGGGGUUAUCGACUGACCAGUCUGAGCAGAUGCCACUCGGCCGUAAAUUAUUUUGAGAAGGCGUCCAAAUCAGCCAAGGCUGAGGAUCUCAGAAUGCUGAUUGGCUUCUACAGAGCGCUCAUGAAGUGCACGAAAUAUUUCGCGGCGGAAAAACUGUCGGAGAGAUGUAUGAAAAUAGGUGAGAGCUUCGUAAAGUGUAAGCGUAAAACGCCACAAUCUCUGCGUGCACCGUCCGUGUCUCCCUUCGCAGAUCCCCAGCAUUAUAAAGUCCGGCAGAUGCGAAUGGAGGCGCUUUUCCAGAUCGGUGAGUUCGGUCACAGUCUGGUUCACGCUUACUGGGGUUUGCGCCGGCAUCACGAGUUGACCUUUGAGCACGGCGUCUAUCAGGCAAACGAGACCAUCGAAGAUUGCGUCGGCCGGAAUACGUCGCCGGUCGCGCUGCUGCUGCUCUACCCGUGGAUACGGCGUCUGUGGGAGCAUCGCGAGCUCCUAAUCGGCAAGCACGUGGAGGAGGAGACCGAGGAGGAGCUCGAGGGUGCGUAUCGGAGCGAUUUAGAGAGCCAGAGCCGGGGAAACGAGCGUGCUCGCGCGCGAUAUCACCACGAUCGGGUGUACUUGGGGUGGAAAAAAAGUGAGGAGCGUAUUGACUUUACGAACGCAGGUGUCGCGCAGGACGAGGUGAGAGUCAGGAUAAACGAUCCCGAGAUACAACGGCAGGCGUGGAUGAGAAGACUGCAGCGCGUCAUCGCGAAAAUGGAUAUGGGCUACUUGGCGAUCGAUAAGGAUUUCCUCGAGGAGAUCGCGAGCCGGCCGGAGAUCGUGGCCUCGCCGAUCGACAGGAGGUCGACCAACGAGCUGCUCGGCCUCGCGAGCACGUGCUGUCGUAACGCGACGUACCUGCAGGAUUUUCUACGUAUGAGGCGGCCGUUCUACGUAACCCUCCUCCGACGACGUGAGAUUCCGAGGAGUCGCCGAACGAUGAUGGAACAGGAGCGAAAAUUGCGAAGGAACAUCGCCGUCGUAAAGGCGGAUUUUCUCCUGCGACUCCUGCAAGCCGCGAGGAUCAACGGGGACUAUCCGAGCUUCUUCAGGUCGGUGCCAGUGUAUCCGGACUUGUUCAGAGCGAGUCAAUAUACUGCGGAUAUACUGCGAUAUUUCGAACGUCCGUUCUUUAAAAUUGGAAUAUCUUUCUCGAGACGUUCGCGAAUACGAAUAGUCCAUUAUCAUCUUGCCAGACUCGUCGAUCACAUUAGAGACGCCUUCGACGCGUACACGGAGAAGAUGUUUCCGCUGAAACAAAGGUGUCUGGAGGCGCUUUAUAAGGUAGUGGCGCGGGUAUACCUUGAUACGCGUAAUUUGAUGUGUCUAGACAACGAGGAAACGAAGACGAGAUAUUUGAAACAUCACCUGGGAAUACGAGUUGCAACGUUGCCCCGGGAUAGUGAUAUCGCGUGGAUGCCAACCGUGAAUCCGAAGAGGACGUUGAAGAAAUUCCGGAGGAGAUUAGCUAUGGCAUCCGCGCCACUCGAGCUCGCCUGGCUGUAUCAUGAAUUUUGCAAGUUACUCAUUGACAUACACCGCCUCGACCUGGCCAGAUUCUACGCCAAGAAGGGGCGCGACAUGGCGCAGAAGGCGAACUGCGACCAAUGGGUCCUAAACAUCGAUCACCUGAUGCUGCGAAUAGAGAUCUGCCAAAAUAACCGAAACGAUGCGAGGGACGUUGCGAUCGAGGCGCUCGCGCACGCCAGAAAGCUCAACAUCGAUUGUUUGGUAAAAAUAAAAUUUGAACGAUUUUCGGAAGAGUUGUGGUACGCAUUAGAUUACAACUCUCCCCUAUAUUUCCGUUAUUUGGAAUCUUCUUCACAUCACAAAAAGGUUAAAAAAAGCCAUCGUUUUGGAAAAUUUUUUCGUAAAGAUAACGGUAAUAAAAAGAAUAUAACGAUCCCCUCUUGCGAAAAGCAGUUUUCGCCAUUACGCGACACAAUCAACUUGCUGACGUUAGAGAUAAGUAAGGCAUUGACGUGGCGCUUAAUUCAAGGGCCGGUCCCCGUAAUGUUACCGCAGAUAGAUUUCUAUGAAAGAGCCGUGAGGGUGGUGGACGAACUGGACGUGGAGCGUAGCGUCGACUUUGAAGGCAUCGCCGCCAGGCAGCAGCUUAUCCUCGAGCUGAUGCCGAAGGAGAUGAAGGGGGAGGUGGAUUUUCUGUGGCGGCGAAUGGACGUCGUGCCCGCCGUGAGGCGACUCUCCAUCAUGCCGGGCUGCAAGCCGAUCGAUCGAAAGUUCAAAAUGCGGUCCGCGCAAAGGACCAUACUACCUAGCCCGCCGAAGGACCCCGAGAGGGAGGCCAGGAUCGCCCGGCUGAGGCGGCACGACCGGCCGCGCAGGCCGCCGGGUUUCGUGAAUUUUCAGGAGUUCGAAUAAUCGGGCAGUCAAUCGGAAACGCAAACGCAAACAGUUCCCCAGUUUUGCAUUUGUUUACGAAGCAUUAAUCGCAAAUAAUCUCAUUGCGGACAAUCGACACAUGCCAGACGCAGACGGUAAUGACCUGGAUUCGCGUGCGGGGGAAAAAUCACUCGGUCGUGGUAUUAUUAACGCGCGCGUUUGUUUCAUUUAAAAUUUAUCGGGGGCCGUAAAAAAAAUACGUGCGCGUCCGCGAGUUUUUAUUUCACCGUCGACGGAAGUGAUUUUAUUUACGUUUUGCAGCGGGGGAAAAACAUUUCAGAAAUACACAUUUAUUUUAAUUACUCGCUAGAAUAACGUACUUUACACCGCUUUCUGUCUCUGUCGAAAGCUUCAAUUCUUAUCCGGGCGGUUAUUACGUAAACGAGCAAACCCACGAUUCAUUAGACCCCUAACUAGUCUGAUGGUUUUAUGUACGUGCGGGAUAUGGACAAAAUAGUGUAAAUAUCUGGGAAGUACACUUUUUAUAAUCAAAUGGAAAUUAAUUUACCAUUUAUCUUUAAUACAAGUUUUAGCCUUGCUUGAAAUACAGUUAUACGAUGCUUUAAUGGAAUGUUGUUCUAGCAGAAUAUUUUUCAGCUGAUGUUGGAGAAAUAAAUUUGCUUACCGCAUUAUGUUUUAAAAUUGCUAUUUGUGCUUCAAAAUUUCAUUUUUUUUCCCCGACCAACGUAAUUGCGUGCCUUAAAUAUCGUUAUCAGUUUUGAAGGGUAGAAUAAAAACAGAUUUUCUGUUCCAAUAUAUCUAUUAUAUUAAAAGAUAUUCUAUUAGAAGAAUGAUAGAAUAUUACUGGUAACUAUUAUUGGUAUUAAAGCAUUGUAUGACUCUAAACAAGAAUAAAAUUUAUAUUAAAGACAAAUAAUGAACCAAUUUUUUAAUAAAAUAAAUAGUAUAAUUAAAUUAUUUGGUGUAUCUCCCUAUAUAACAUACAAAUUAAUGCAUUAAUGAAUUAUUAAUUAAUAUUUUAAUUGAUAUUCGCAAGCUCCAAUGUAAUACAGAUAUCUUUUCAAUUGCGCUCUAAAUAGCAUUGUAAAAUUGUUUACAGCAAAUGUUUUUCACAAUUUUACAUAAUUUUACAUAAUGUUAUUUUUUUAAAUUUUGACCUUUAAAGUAGAAAAAUAUUUGAUUACGACUUUCAGCGAAAAUACAUUAAUUUAAAGUUUUGUGAGAUACGCAGCAUCCGCAAAUAUCAAUUAACAACAUUUAAAUACAUAAAUGAUACAAUUAAUAAAGCUAUUAUUAUUAUUACUAUUAUUGUUAUUAUUAUUAAUACAUAUUUUAUUUAAAUUUGCAAGCUGCAUCUGAGUGUAGCAGAUCCUGCUUGCCCGGAUAACAGUUAAAAGGAUCAAGAUGAAGUUGAAGGAAGACGCUGAUUUAAGAAUUCUCGACGUCAACAUGGCAACGCCGUUACUUUACGUAAUUACAAUCGGCGUACGGUAACUUCUCUUUUUAUUUGCCGCGCAUCACCACGGUGCGGCGCCUCGUUAUCCCCGCGUUUCAAUCUGGCGACGCCUGACAGGACCAUUUCGCCGUGAUGCACCGGUCCGAUUUCCAAUAACGACAUCUCCCAAUCCGAGAUGAACAACAUUCUGAACUACCCUCCGUGCAGGGCUAGCGAAAGCACCGUAGAAAAAGUCUCCUUACUUCAACGACGCUCUCGCGAUUUUCAAUCCCCUACUCCCCUAUUUUCUUUUCUUUCCUGUCUUUUUUUCAGUCGUUACCGUCCUCUGAUAUUUCACAGUCUCUUUCACCCCUUUUGCGUUUUCCCCGCUCUAUUUACCAGGCUCUCCGACAACAUUUUACCGCGGCGGUACGCCGGCCGUUAAUUGGCAAGAAUAAUUAAUUAGUUGUCGCAUGGGGACAAUAUGGUAAUAUAUAUUGAGCGACGGAGAAAGACAGAGAGGGAGGGAGGGAGAGAGAGAGAGAGAGAGAAAGAGAAAUGGGAGGAAAAAGGAAAAUUAGUGCGUCGGAAAUUGAAUAUAAUAAAUGAAAUAUAUGUAUUUACAAUUUGAAAUUUAAUUAAAAUCCUUUAUAUUGCUGCAGUGCACAAGUCUAACGUGAUAUCGAAAGAUAUCGAUACGGUGUCUCGUGUAAAGUGUACGCGCAGCGUGAAAUAUCUGUACAUUAGCGGGCGAGUUACAAGUACCCGAGAUUAUAUCAGAUUUCAAUAAUGGUUCAAUCAGGUUUCUGAAGAGUCAAUAUGCAAUUACGUUUUUUUUUUUUAGCAACUACGUACUUUCUUUAUACCAAUCGUUGAUUAAGAACUAUAUUAUUGAAAAUUAAAUAAAAUGAAACAAUACAAUUAAUCUUUUUAUUUCUAAUAUCUACUAAAAUAACCAGCAAACUGUUGUUCUUUAUAUGUUUAGAUAAAAGUUUCUUCUAAUUAUUGUUAUUCUUAAAAUUAACUAUUUUUUAAUUAAUAAUUAUUAGAUUGGCGUAAACUGUAUCUAAGCAUAUAAAAACCAGUUUUGCUCGCGUACUUUUUCUUAAGAAAUACGUCAUGUUGC
Monomorium pharaonis (pharaoh ant) is the source of this 6135-nucleotide messenger RNA. RefSeq lists its product as uncharacterized. NCBI's taxonomy places the organism in Eukaryota, Metazoa, Arthropoda, Insecta, Hymenoptera, Formicidae. The record is from RefSeq and is a predicted model, not a curated record. Bases 1109 to 3592 code for a protein of 827 amino acids. The transcript is spliced from 8 exons.